Molecule: messenger RNA, 390 nt
Organism: Aureobasidium musti
Lineage: Eukaryota; Fungi; Ascomycota; Dothideomycetes; Dothideales; Saccotheciaceae
Source: the annotation of a GenBank genome assembly
AUGCCAUCCGAGCAAGGUCACCGCCUCUACGUCAAGGGACGUCACCUCAGCUACCAGAGAGGCAAGCGCAACACCAACCCCAACACCAGCUUGAUCAAGAUUGAGGGUGUCGACGACUCCAAGGCCGCCAGCUUCUACCUCGGAAAGAAGGUCGCCUUCGUCUACCGCGCCUCCAAGGAGGUCCGCGGCACCAAGAUCAGAGUCAUGUGGGGCAAGGUCACCCGCGCUCACGGUACAUAUCCCAUGGACAACAGAAAGAGUCAAGGAAGACAUCUGACGCAAAAUUUACAGNGCAACUCUGGUGUCGUCCGCGCUCAGUUCCGCAACAACCUCCCUCCCCGUUCGUUCGGUGCCACCGUCCGCGUCAUGCUUUACCCCUCCUCGAUAUAA